Contarinia nasturtii (swede midge) is the source of this 658-nucleotide messenger RNA. RefSeq lists its product as uncharacterized. NCBI's taxonomy places the organism in Eukaryota, Metazoa, Arthropoda, Insecta, Diptera, Cecidomyiidae. The record is from RefSeq and is a predicted model, not a curated record. The transcript has 2 exons. Bases 122 to 643 code for a protein of 173 amino acids.
GCGCGCGCUAUCCAAUUUAACCAAAACAAGUGAAAAAUAUAAAAAACAUACGUCGAUAUGUAUUUUCCACGAUCGAAGUGAAAUAAGAUCGGAAAUUGUGUUUGGAAAAGCCAAGAACUAGAUGAAAAAAACAAAAACUGUAUACACGACAAGUAUGGCAUCUGUUUCGUCAAUAUUUCCGUUAAUUUUGGUGAUAAUUUUUGCUGUGGGCCAAAUAAAUGCAGCCGCAUUGCAGCCAACUAAAACACUUGAUCUCGACGACAGCAAUCUUAAUAAAAAUGAAACAUCAUCUACGUAUAAAUCGAUUGAAGAGGAACAUUUAACCGUGAAUGAAUCAAAAGUGGUAAUCGAUUUUUAUACGCCAUCACAACCGAAUGAAUCAAAUGGAGAUCUAAAAUCGACUGAUAAAAAUGUAACGCCAUAUGUGCAAUUGGUGAUUAAUCAACCGAAUGAAAGUAGUUCCUCAACGACAGAACAACAGCAAUCAAAUACCGACAGUCAAAUCAGCGAACUUCCGACUGUCGAAAGUUCGAAAGAAAAUUCGUUACAGUUGAUUCCACCUGCAGAUGUAAAUGCAUCAAUUAACAAACUCGAAAAGGAUUCACCACAGAAACAAGGCCAAAUUAUUAUCAGGUAUGAGUAAGGCUUCACAAUAAUU